AUUAAACUUUCAUCAGCUUUCAACAUUAUUUAUUAUUUCAUCAAUUCAUUGCUUUUAUUGGUUUUGAUUAUUGACUUUAUAGCUAUUUAACGCUAUUUUAUUUCCAUCAUGAUUUUAAUGCAAAUUGGAAUUAUUGCAUUGGUGACCUGCAUUCUAGAGUUCAGUGAUGCUCAAAAAAAGGUAAUAUUCUUGAUGCCUCGACAUGUGAAAAGAUCUCAUGGAACACCGUGGCGUCAAUUUAUUCGUCCACCUUUUUUAAAAGCAACACAAUUUCUUGACAAUGAAUUUUUACCAACGCAUCAUCCAAAACAAGUUCUUUUACCCGGUCAUCCUAGACCCAGAGGAAUGGUUCAGUUCAAUAAACAUGUACCACAUGGAGGUGAUGAUUUUGAUCAAGGUCAUGAAGAGGUCAAUCACGUUAUUAUACCCCAUGGAAAAGGAAUAACACAUGCAAUCUCAUUUGGAAAGGGAUACAUACCUCAUGAUGCUUUGAUGCACCAUGCAGGAUUUACCUCUUCAUCAGAUUCUCAUGAAUCUCCUGAUGAUUCUGUCAAUUAUAAUUCACUCACACCAGUCUACAUAACUCCUCAAAUGACUCAACAAGCUGACGUUUACUAUCAAAACAAUGAAGCUGAUCAAUAUCAUGAUGAAAUACAAGAUAGAAAAAUUGAUGAUCUUCAUGUGAAAUUUCUUAAAGCAAAAGCUAUUGCUGGAAUAAAUCCUCAAGUCUCUGGAAAGUUGAUUGUACAUCAGGAACAGCCGAAAUCUAAUGGAAAUAAAGCGUAUAUUUUAAGAGAUACAAUUAAUUUUGAUGAAUACAAUAAAAAAGUAGCUGAACUUACUAAAUCAUGGCCAACAUCAUCUGGAUCUCAGGGACCUGUGUUAUCGACUGGAAGUCUUGGAAUUAUUUCUGUAAAACCAGAAUCACUUUCACCACUUCCACAACUUCCUCAGAUUCCAAAGCAUACCCAGCAUAACAUUGGCGAUCACCCGGACACUUCGAAUAUCAUCACAUCGAUUAAUUUACAUCCUCCGCAAGGAUAUUCUGUUAAAGAAGAAAUUCAAGAUAUUCCACACGAUUUUAGAACAAUGCCCAUACAAACCAAUCCAGUUCGAUUGCCUACUUCGACAGGAUUGCAUGUCGUUCAUCCUUUCCAAAACCCUGUUAACCAAAUUUCUCCAGCAUCAACUGCUAUUCCUGGUUUUUAUGCAUUGUCCGGCUAUUCUGGACUCCUUCCAGGAUAAUUUGAAAAACUUUUAUUGUAUUUUAAAAUAUUGUAUUAAGUUUGAUUUAUUGCCAAAGGUCUUUUUAUUUUUUUUUCAAGUCAAUUGUAUGUCUGAUAGUAACUACAUUGUCCACUUUACUUUUUAGAUUUCAUGCAUGUUUUAUGUCUGUUAGUUUGGAAAGAAUUUACGUAGAAUAAUUAUAAUAAAUUACUGUUAGAAGUUGUUAAUUUAGGAAAUUAAAUACGUGAUAUAG
This is a messenger RNA of Chelonus insularis, 1480 nucleotides long. RefSeq lists its product as uncharacterized. The record is from RefSeq and is a predicted model, not a curated record. NCBI's taxonomy places the organism in Eukaryota, Metazoa, Arthropoda, Insecta, Hymenoptera, Braconidae. The transcript is spliced from 3 exons. The coding region runs from base 109 to 1245 and encodes 378 amino acids.